Polypterus senegalus (gray bichir) is the source of this 2791-nucleotide messenger RNA. RefSeq names its product ints3 and nabp interacting protein. The transcript is spliced from 5 exons. The coding region runs from base 109 to 417 and encodes 102 amino acids. Gene Ontology annotation, biological process: DNA repair. The record is from RefSeq and is a predicted model, not a curated record. Lineage: Eukaryota; Metazoa; Chordata; Cladistia; Polypteriformes; Polypteridae. Gene Ontology annotation, cellular component: nucleus; SOSS complex; nucleoplasm.
GACUUAAAGGUGAGCCAAUAAAUUGCGGUAUAGAACGCGUUCAUUUGUUGUAGCGUACGAACUGUCAAUGCUCAACAUUAAGUACUAAGAUUCCAACAAUUGUAAGAAAUGGCAUCUAAUCCUCCUGGACAGGGUUUUCAGAACAAAAAUCGUGUUGCAAUCCUGGCAGAACUAGACAAGGAAAAGAGAAGACUAAUGCAGAGCCAGUCUAUGAAUAAUCCUGGAGCCAGCAUUCCACUCUCAAGACCAGCUCUUAACAAAGAUUUCCGGGAUCAUGCAGAACAGCAGCACAUAGCAGCACAACAGAAAGCAGCCUUGCAGCAUGCACAUGCCCAUUCCUCUGGCUUCUUCAUAACACAGGAUUCCUCAUUUGGAAAUCUUAUUCUUCCAGUCUUGCCGAGACUUGACCCAGAGUAAGAUGAUUGAUUAUAAAAGUAAGAAAAACAAAGGUGAAUUUCCACUAGUGGAAAUAAUAAAUUUCAAAAAGUGACCAGCUAACAUUUGAGAGAAAAAUGAUCUUCAGCUUUCUUUGGAGGGAUUUCUGGACAUUUGCCAUGUUUUGUUAUUUAUUAUAUAUAAUUAAAUGCAAAACCUCUUAUUAAAAGUAAACUCUUACAAGCAAGGUGGCAUACAAUAUUAGUAUUCAAAGUUUGAUGCUGUAUGUGUUUUUCAUAUUUAGUUUAGUAAAUGAGAGUGGUUUUAAAUUAUUGAUAAUUACCAAAGUAUUUUCUACUUAAAUAAAAACAAUGUAAAUUUGUGUGACCCUGCCGUAGAUAAAGCAGCUUUAGAGGAUAGAUGGAUGGAGUUUCCUGAAUGUUUACUUUUUUAGUUUUGAAGAUGACUGUCUCCUUAGAGAAAUAUUGUGUAUGCAAUGAUAUUUCUCUCCCUGUUUUAUUUAGAAAUGCUUUUGCCUUUUAUAAAGGAAAUAUAAAGGCUUUUCUCUAAUAACUCACUGUAAAGUCUCAGUGGUCUUGCUUAUAAUGUCAUGGAAACUGCAGUUAAGUUAAAGUUAAUAAGAAGCUAAGGGACUAGGAUCUGGCAGUAGUAUGAUAUUGUAGAUAUUUUAUCUAAAUUAAAUAUGUAAAUUGGAAUAACAAAAUGAAAUGUUUACAUUAUUCCAUGAUUAAGAUGACUUCCUUUUCUUCUUACAUUUUAUAUUGCUUGUAAUUGUAAGUUUGCAACAAAAAUUUACUCUGAUCACAUUAGUGGAAAAAUAGUGAGUACUAUAUAGUGAAUAUGUUGAUAUACUGUAACUCUUGAAAAAACAAACACAAAUCUGGUAAGUGGCAUCAUGAUUUGAGUCCAAUUUUGUGCAAGAAUGGAUUGAAAUACAGGGUGUCCCACUCGGGAGUACAACUUUAAAAAUGCGAAUUACUCUGCAACGCGUGCAAGUAUCAUCAUGCAGCAAGGUUCCUUAUUCCUUAUUUAAUGAAGAAUUGAUUCUGUGUCAUAAAGAGACGGGCACUAUAGCAGGCGACGCGGCAGCGGCCGGGCCGUCUAGCCCCAGACACCAACCCUGCAGAGUGGCGAAAGCAAGCAUGCAGUAUACCAUACCACAAAGAGUGUUCAUUGUGAAGACCUACUGGGUCACCGGGUCAGCAAAACGGCGUCGGAGGGAAUAUUUGAAGAAAUUUGGAGGGAGAAACCUGCCUACCUUCAAAACCAUCACAAAAUUGGCCAAAAAGUUGGCGGCGACGGGAAGCCUGGUUGAUCAGCAUUCUGGAGGACAGCCUCGGAUGUCGGAUGAGACUGUGCAAGACAUUGCGGACCGUUUGAAAAAUUCCCCAACAAAAUCAUUACGUCGGUUAGCUCAAGAAACCGGGUACUCAAAGUUGACCUGUCAGCGAGCCGCCAAGAAAGGGAAAAUCAAGCCGUACCGCUUUACAUCUGUUCACGUGUUGAAAGCGCCAGAUCUUCAGAAACGCGUGACAUACUGCCAAUGGUUCCUUCAAUUUUUUCCAAUUUUUUGCAAUACUGCUAGACAUCACUUGGUUCACUGAUGAAGUGUGGUUUCAUUUCUCUGGUUAUGUAAACUCACAAAACACCCGUAUAUGGGCCUCGCAAAAUCCCCAUGGCUUGCACGAGGCUCCCUUACAUGAUCAGAAGAUCGGAAUGUGGUGUGCGAUUUCUCGUUCUCGGAUCAUUGGUCCAAUUUUCUUUGAAAAGACUGUGAACAUCGACCAAUACUUGUCCAUAUUUGACGAAUUUGUGAAACAACUGGACGACUACGAACUUCAAGAAGGUUACCUCCAACAGGACGGGGCAACGUGCCAUACCUCUCAUGCCAGUAUGGAAGAGAUCCGAUCGUUUUUUGGAGACAGGGUGAUCUCGAAAGGUUUGUGGCCACCUCAAUUGCCCGAUUUACCUCCCCCAGAUUUUUUUCUAUGAGGAUAUUUAAAGGGCAAGGUUUAUGCAAGCAAACCCAGGACCAAAGAAUAUCUGAAAGCAAACAUUGAGCGUGAAAUUGCUACCAUCGGCAGUGACAUGUUGCAGAGGACAUUCUCAAAUAUGGAGCGUCGCGUUUCCUUGUGCGCGGACGUUGGGGGAGGACAUUUUCAGCACCUUUUGUAAUGUGGACUUGUUUUCCACUAAAUACAGGUAUGUUCAUUUCUUACAGCUCGCCUUUACGUUCACGCGUUUGCGAGUAAUUCGCAUUUUUAAAGUUGUACUCCCGAGUGGGACACCCAGUAUUUGGCAUUUGCUGUUAUGUAAUUUAUGCUAUGUAUAGUUUCUUUUUAUAUAAGCAUUGAUGUAACUCCUUUAAUAAAAUAUCUGAUGCAGUUAAACAUGA